GAACAUGAGUGAAACCCACAGAAAACUAAGCUGGUGAAGCUGGCUUAUAAAAGAGAUGAGAUAUUUCCUAUUCUAUAUUCUAUAUUUUCUAUUUGACUUGACAUUUAUGUCAUUGUGCGUGAAGUAUUCAGGAAGUACUCGAAGUAUUAAACUGUAAUUACUUGAUUUGUAAACUGAGAAUAACGUGUUCAUUUUUCAAAAUGAAUCAUUUAAAGUUAUUAUUAAUUCUAAGUACAAUUAUUGUAUUUAAAUUAUCUAUGGUUUAUGCAAGUAAAAAUGAUGGAACUAUGAGUAUCGAACUUAGACGAAAGAAAAGCCCUAGACAAGAGUUACUGGAAAACGAACCUACCCUUAGAAAAUAUGGAUACAGACUGGAAUUUCUUAAAAACAGAAGAAUUAAAGAACCCCGAACAAACGAUUCUAUCGCUUUGUACAGAUAUUUGGACAACGAGUUUUAUGGCACAAUAGUCAUUGGCCAUCCAGGAAAAACAUUUGAUGUCUCUUUUGAUACCGCAUGGGGCCUUUCAUGGUUAUUGUCGUCAAGAUGUGAUACGAGCCUAACUCCAGGAUGCCGUGGCCAUAACUUGUACGAUCGUUACAAAUCUUCAACUUUUAAAAAGAAUGGUACCCAAUAUUUUAUACAAGAUGGAGCUUUUAAUUUCACUGGAGUUUAUUCAUACGAUGAUAUUCAUAUCGCCCACUCAAACGUUACAUCAUUUUUGUUUGUUGAAAUGUCUAUUGUACCGGAUUCAAUGCAGUUUGACAAGGCUGAUGGUGUACUAGGAUUAGGACCUAAAAGUGGCGAUUAUGAACCAUUUUUCUACACUUUGUAUAGAGAAAAGAAGAUUAAGAAUCCUAUAUUUUCAAUUUAUUUAAACAGGGACCGUAAUUCUAACAGAGGAGGUAAUGUUAUGUUGGGAUUCUUUGACCCAAAACAUGUGCAUAAAACUAGUUAUCCGAAUGGAUCAAUCAUUCAGGAUACUAUAGUCUAUUUAAACGCUGAUACUGCAGAAUAUUGGCAGUUCAAUGUAGAGAAAAUGAUUUACACGAAAGAUCCCAAACACGUUUCUACGUUUUGCCAAAGUGGUUGUAAAGCUAUUGCUGACACAAGUACAAAUGAAAUAAAUGGUCCAUCAAAAGAAGUUAAUCAAAUUCAUGAGAUUAUUAAUGCUAAACUACAAAACGGUAGAUACAUUGUAAAUUGUGAUGCUAUUAAUCAAAUGCCUAAAUUGGAUAUAUAUUUGCGUGGACAACCAUUUAGACUUGGAGGAAAGCAAUAUAUAAUGAAGGAGUCUAAUAAAACAAGCACAACAUGCGUUUCGGCUUUUGUUCCUGAUGACACUAUGGGAAGAAACACAUGGAUAUUUGGAGGGGCAUUUUUGUCUCAAUAUUACACUAUUUACAACAUAGAGGAUAAAACCAUAGGUUUUGUCAGAGCAGCAUAAUCUGAAGCUCUACGUCUAUUACUACUUUAAAGUUUUUACAAUAAAUGUACUUAUAACUAAAAUAUAUAGUUUAAAUAAUAGAAAUCAUAUAAGCUGAUAAUUACAAGUAUGUUUAAUAGUAAUCGAUAAUCUGUAACUGUAAGAGACAUUUUUGUAGUGUGAAUAAAUUUAAAAACAUUG
Molecule: messenger RNA, 1625 nt
Organism: Diabrotica virgifera virgifera (western corn rootworm)
Lineage: Eukaryota; Metazoa; Arthropoda; Insecta; Coleoptera; Chrysomelidae
Product: lysosomal aspartic protease-like
Exons: 9
Coding region: 201-1445 (414 amino acids)
Biological process (GO): cell death; proteolysis
Cellular component (GO): lysosome
Molecular function (GO): aspartic-type endopeptidase activity
Source: RefSeq, a predicted model, not a curated record